GCCCCCCCCCCCUCCCCCGCUUCGAACAAGCCCAGCUGGAGCUCAUUUGAAUGAGCCGACGAGGGGCGGCCGCGUUCACUCCGCGCGGAGAGGAAGACGGAGAGUGUGUGCGACUCAACUGCAAGCGAGCCUCGGACAGCAUCGAGAACCGAACGAGCGGAUACAAUUUGGUUGCAACCCCCCCACCCCACCACCGCAGCUGCUUCGGGGCCAGGGGCGCCCACCUCCGGACACUUGAGUCGGGGUAAACCCUCCAUCCUCCCAAGCCCCCCCCCCUCGCGCGCGCGCGUGUGGCCAUGUGUCACCGCGUUACAUAGACUCUUUUGUGCGUUGUGUUUUGGAUCGGGGGACAGGUGGCGGUGAAGUCUGGGAAAGAGGAGGGGGGACCACCACGGACACGCUCACAGCCCCCCCGACCCCCCACCCGCCUCCCGUGGUGGAUGUCGGGCUGGCGUGCGGGCUCCACGCUGGGCAUAGACAGGUGCGACGGGGAGGAGGAGUUUGGAGCCGAACUCCCUUGGCGAUCGCAGGGAUUUUGUUUUGAACAAAGCGGAAAACCUCCUCACAGCGACAACCAACAUUUUCCUCCACUUCAGAUGAGUCGAGUCCAGCGGCGUUGUAUCUGAAGAUGGCUCUUUCGUGACAGCCCCAGGACCUGAACUUUGACCCCAUCCGUCCUGCUGUGUCCUUUCCGUGGACGUGCCCCCCCCCCCCUCCCCCCCACCCGCCCCCCAACCACCACCACCACCCGCCUGUGCCUGCCCCCCCUCACCUCAUCGGCGCCGCGAUUCUGUUGCCAUGGCGACGGCGGCCCCUCCCUCUCUCUUCAUGCUCUGCUGGCUGCUCCGAACAGCCUGCUCGGCGUUCCCCGAGGAAACCGGCCCUUUAAACUUCAUCCCGACUGAAGUGUCAAGACGCUAUCCGGUGUUUCUGGGCCGGCCGCAUCACACGUGGCAGAGACAAGAUCCUUUACAUAUCCAGAGGGUCAUCCAAGUCAACCGAACACUCUACAUCGGAGCCAGGGAUGACCUUUUCCGCGUGGAACUGGACAUCGCCGCCGCGGACGAGAUGUUCUACAGCAAGAAAAGAACAUGGGAGUCCAACAAGAACGACAUCAGGAUCUGCAGGAUGAAGGGCAAACACGAGGAUGAAUGCCGGAAUUUCAUGAAGGUGCUCCUCAGUAGGAGCGGCGGCCUGUUUGUGUGUGGCACCAACGCCUUCAACCCGCUCUGUGCCAACUAUACCGGGGACACUCUGGAAAUGGCCAGUGACCCCGUCAGCGGAAUGGCCAGAUGCCCUUACGACCCCAAACACGCCAACGUCGCUCUGUUUGCAGAGGGAAAUCUGUUUACGGCCACCGUGACGGACUUUCUGGCCAUCGACGCGGUCAUCUACCGGAGCCUCGGCGACAGUCCGGCCCUUCGCACCAUCAAGCACGACUCCAAGUGGUUCCGAGAGCCUUUCUUUGUCAGCGCUGUGGAGUGGGGCCCUCACAUCUACUUCUUCUUUCGAGAGAUAGCCAUGGAGUUUAAUUACCUGGAAAAGGUUGUGGUGCCCCGUGUGGCGAGGGUGUGUAAACGCGACCAGGGCGGAUCUCAGCGCGUCCUGGAGAAGCAGUGGACGUCCUUCUUGAAGGCCCGCCUCAACUGCUCCGUCCCCGGCGAUUCCCACUUCUACUUCAACAUGCUGCACUCCACCAGCCCCGUCAUCAACUUGCACGGCCGCGACAUCAUCCUGGGCGUCUUCUCGACGCCGGCCAACAGCAUCCCCGGCUCGGCGGUGUGCGCCUUCGACAUGGAGCAGUUGGCCGCGGUGUUCGACGGUCGCUUCAAAGAGCAGAAGUCGCCCGACUCCAUUUGGACGCCGGUUCCUGAUGAAGUCAUCCCCAAGCCGAGACCCGGAGGCUGCGCCGUUCAGGGUUCAAGGUUCAAUUCCUCCAACGCUUUCCCCGACGAGAUGCUGAACUUUGUCAAGACUCAUCCGCUGAUGGACGAGGCCGUCCCGUCGCUCGGACAAAGGCCGUGGAUAGUUAAAACCACGGUCAGGUACCAGCUGAAUAAGAUUGUGGUGGACUCGGAGGCCGGUCCGCACAGGAACCGCACCGUUCUGUUCCUGGGCUCCAGUCGCGGGACCAUCCUCAAGUUCCUCAUCAUGCCCAACCAGGAUAACACGGUCACCAGCAGCAACAUCUUCCUGGAGGAGUUGGAGGGCUUUAACCCGGAAAAGUGCGCUGGUGACUCUCCGCAGGCCAGGCAGCUGUUGUCGCUGACUCUGGAUGGCGCGAGUCACACUCUCAUCCUGGCCUUCCCGUCCUGCGUGGUGCGAGUGCCCGUGGCACGCUGCCACCUUUACUUGCGCUGCAUCAAAAACUGCAUUGCCUCCAGGGACCCGUACUGCGGCUGGACCAGAGGAAGCACCUGCUCUUUCCUCCGCCCUGGAACCAGGUUGCCAUUUGAACAAGACGUGGCGCAGGGAAACGUGGCUCACUUGGGCGACUGCGACGGAUUACUGAAAGAGACGUUCAUCAAGGAGCCAGACGGCCUGGUGUCCGUCAACCUGCUGGUGGUGUCGGCCGUUUCGGCCUUCGCCACGGGCGCCGUCUUCUCCGGCCUGGCCGUCUGUUGGAUCAUGAGUCACCGCCACCGGCACGGCCGAAGGGCCGGCGCCAAAGGGGCCCGCCGCAAGAGCGACAAGGAGCAGAGCGUGCUGGGCCCCGGCCCCAGCGGCUCGGUGAUGAGCGUGACGAGGACCGGCGGCGGCGACUCGCAGGUGGACAACCCGUUCGUCGCGGCCAACGGAUGGCCCAAAGUUGACGUGGACCCCGACUUGCUGCCCACCCCCGAGCAGACCCCGCUGCAGCAGAAACGAGUCGUGCGUCUGCCCGACGCCGACUGGGACCAGAGCCGGACCUUCCUGGCGGCCGUCGGGGCCCCUUGCCCCAACAACUCGGUCAUCUACCUGAGCUCCAAAUUCCUGCAGGCAGGCGGAGGCGGCGGAGGAAUGGUUCGGAUCGACGAGCCGGGCGAGGUUCCGCUGCCCCCGCACGCCGAGCGCCAACGCUACUUGAUCCUUUCCGCCCAGCGGGGCGGGAACGGCGGCCGUCCGGCGGGCGCCCCGAGGAGCUCGGCGGGGGACUACAUCUACCCCUCCACGCCGCAGGACUCUCCGGACCGGCGGCGGGUGGUCUCGGCGCCCGCUCCCCACAUGGAUUACGGGGAGCCUCGCUGGAGCCACGAGGCGCUCAACUGCAACGGCGACAACGGCGUGCCGUACCACGCGCAGCGCCAGGGCCUCAUCGGGCCGGAAAUGCACGGGCACCGAGGGGGGCUGGGACAACUGGCCGACUAUAGCCACCUUCUGGUAAAGAGCGAGAGAACCCCGAGUGUCCAGUGAGGUAACUGACAGCUCUCUGACCACUCCUGCAGCUGGAAGAAACCCAAGACUCUUAACGUUCCCCGUCUGUCCUCUCUCACCGUCAUUUAACGUUCUGACGUCAUUCAGCCGACACCGAAGGGAAGGACGAGAAGUCAAAGGGACACUUGUGCUAAAACGCGCGCCAUUCCUCCGCUGUUCGGCGCACCCCUCUCGCUCUGCCGGUGGUACGAGCCGCGGAGCGUAGGGCGCAGUUAAGGUGAGGACUCGGGGCGCUUCGGGACGCGGAAUCUUGGGGCCGAACGGCAGCGCCGAGACGACGACGGACAAUUUUGGACUUGCAGAGGCACAAAGUGGAGGCCUCUCUUCACCACCGUGGAUUUACUCCAAGUGUACGUUUUAGUUUGGGCUUAUUGUGCUUUUCUUGCCACUCGCCCCCUUAUGACUUUUGAAGCUGCGCCAGACCGGAGUGUGUGCAUGUGUGUGUGUGUGUGUUUGUCGACACAUUUUAGCGGUUGAGCCAAUGAAUCGAGACGUCGACACGUCGACUUUACCACUCCGCAAACGCCCAUGAGAGGUUGAACUCGAUUAAUCACCAAUCGCGCGUUUUGGCUUUAACAACACGGACGCCUCACUGAAAGGAAUAGGCGCUCGUUCCGUGCAGCAAACUAGCGACGUUUGGAAAUAUUUGACUAAAAAUGAGACCCGUAGCACGGUCACUUGCAAAAUACAUAACAAAAGCACAAGUUCGAUGAAGGCAAACAGUAACGCUCGCUGACGGGCAGCCUCAAUCCCUGAAACGGAGAAAAGACGACGACAUGAGGACGAGCUGUGGUCGGUCAACAUCCUGUUUAUUGACUCCCUCGUCCGAUCACGAACACACUUGGACGCCUUCACUGCCUCACAGAGAGUCGGAGUUUACAGAACUCGGUAGGUAGCGGGGUUGCUCCAUUAUUGCAAAACCUUCCCGCCGCCUGUGAUUUGUUUCAAUUGGAGUCCUGUAGUGAGCCGCCACCACGCAAUUUACAAAUUCCGACUAUCUGCGAGGCGGUGACGGCGUCGGAAUGCGAUUGGAUGACCGGUCUGCGCUUUAACCACUCGCGUGUACGUGUGUGAAUGGCGUCAGUAGGUGUGCCCUCUUAACUGUGACGGGACGGGCAUUUAAAUACAUUUAGCCAUGGGGAAAACGAACAAUUCGAUCUGGAACCUCUCGCCGCAUGUUCUAAACUCCCGCUUCCACGCCAGCGUGGGCGUACCGUUGCUCAACUUCCUGUGUUAUUUAGCCGGCAAACAAGGUGAAACUGGAUGAACAAUGCCUUAUUUGCUUCAAGACAACAUCAACAAUCACAAUCCGCCCCGCUGAAUUCUUAAUGAUCAGUUCAUGUCAAAAUAUGUAGAAUUAUUCUGCCCAGCACUGGGAAGAAGUAAACCGUGCAGGCCCCUCGUUAUGAGCCGUCCAAGUGAACUCGUCGCGCCUGUUUAAAAGCUUAAAAGUACGUGAAGGAGAGCAAUAAUGAACAAGAAUCAAAGGAAAACGUGAUUUUCCAGUCUCGCCGUUUUCUCAGCAAAUGGCUUUUUUUUUUGUUUUUUG
Messenger RNA from Phycodurus eques (leafy seadragon), 4963 nucleotides. RefSeq names its product sema domain, transmembrane domain (TM), and cytoplasmic domain, (semaphorin) 6Bb (gene sema6bb). Lineage: Eukaryota; Metazoa; Chordata; Actinopteri; Syngnathiformes; Syngnathidae. Bases 799 to 3393 code for a protein of 864 amino acids. Gene Ontology annotation, molecular function: chemorepellent activity; semaphorin receptor binding. The record is from RefSeq and is a predicted model, not a curated record. Gene Ontology annotation, biological process: positive regulation of cell migration; axon guidance; semaphorin-plexin signaling pathway. The transcript has 18 exons.